Phascolarctos cinereus (koala) is the source of this 1603-nucleotide messenger RNA. It is a transcript of the gene POLR1G, whose product is annotated as RNA polymerase I subunit G. The record is from RefSeq and is a predicted model, not a curated record. Gene Ontology annotation, cellular component: RNA polymerase I complex. Gene Ontology annotation, molecular function: RNA binding. NCBI's taxonomy places the organism in Eukaryota, Metazoa, Chordata, Mammalia, Diprotodontia, Phascolarctidae. Gene Ontology annotation, biological process: transcription by RNA polymerase I.
CCACGCCCUCGGCCCCACGUGGGCUCGCCGCGCGUUCCUGGAUCCGGCCUGAACUUAGCGGAGUGGUCUGAGCUGCGGGACCAUGGCUCAAGCGGUCCGGAGCCCGCUCUGCCCAGACGACUUCUGUCCGGCUACGCUGCCCGCCGAGCCGCCCUCGAGCCUCGCCCUGGACGCCCUGCGGAAGCCUGGCACCGAGCUAUGGCUCAUCCGGACCCCCGCGGACUUCAGGCCGGCCAGCCUCAAUGGAUGCAAGGUGCCUCUUGUUGGCUUCCAGACCCUGAAGAGCCAUCGGAAUGAGACUGGCAUCCGCCAGCGCUACCACGUCCUGAGCAACACCAGCAGAAGCAGCCCGGAGACCCUGCUGGCACCCUCAUCUUCAGCAGACGGCCAGCUGGCCCCAGCCCCAGCUCUGCAGGGUGCCCUGAGCAUCAUAGAAGUGCCCCGAAGCAAGUCCUCCGGGCGGUCCCUCCAUGCCAUCCCCACCAGCCCACCCCCACAGAUCCCACCUGGCCUACGGCCCCGAUUCCAGGCCUUUGGGGGCUGGCAGCCUGUGCUGGGGCCCCCGGCUCAGACAGUGGCAGGGGAGGCAGGGGAAGUGAAGUCUUCCCGGAAGAGGAAGAAGCCCGAAGUGGUGUCUCUGAAUCCCAGUCCACAGGAGAUUCUGAAUGGAGUGGGAGAGCUGAACUCUGCUCCAGGGCAGGGGAUGCCGGAGCCUGUAGAGCAAGUGCCAGUCAAAACAGAGGAAGAAGCAACAGCCCCAUCACCUGGCAAGAAGAAGAAGAAAAAGAGCGAGCUGGCAGGAGAGGUGCCAGAGCCAGCAGGAGAGGUGCCGGAGCCAGACGGUGGGGCGAUGGAGCUGCAACAGGAGGCUGUUCUUUCACCCACUAAGGCAAAGAAGAGCAAGAAGAGACGUGAGCUGGAAGGAGAGGUGCCGGAGCCAGGGGAGAGGCGAUCAGAGUCUGAGGUCCAAAUUAACCUUCAAGAGGAGAAAGCCCUGUCCUCGAGCAGGAAGAAACAGGAGGCAGGAGAAGAGAUGCUGGUGCCUGAGCGGGCUGUUGGACUGGAGAAAAAGCAGGCAGAGAUAAGCGAGUCCCUCGGGGAGGCCAAGCCUCCGCACAGCAAGAAGAAGAAGAAGGAGAAGAAGAGGAAGCCAGAGGAAGGGGACGGGGCAGCCCCAGAGCCCCCCAAGGAGAUGGAGUCCCUGGCAGGGGUCCCUGAGUCAGGCACCCCAAGCCUUGGCCAGGGGGUGGAGGAGAAGAAGAGAAAGAAGAAGAGGCGGCAUCUGGGGGAGGGAGGGCCAGCGGAAGCCUAAGGGAUGAACCAGCCCCAUCAGCGCCCUGUCUGGGGGCCAGUGGGGAAGAGACCCCACGGAGCCACAGUGGUGGCCCUUGACCUUGGAGAGGCUCGCAUUGUGCCCUGGCAUGGAUGGAGACAGGCCAGCUGGUGUGCAUGCUUUAUUGGCAUCCAUCCGGGACCCUCCCUGCCCAGCCUUGGGUUUUCAGGGCACCUUCAGGAAGGGCUGGUGUAGGACUUCAAAGAGCCUUCGGGCCUACAGAAGAAGCAGACAGUUGGCCUCGGCCAUUAAAAGGAGAUCUUGGCCCAU